This is a messenger RNA of Anthostomella pinea, 615 nucleotides long. The record is from the annotation of a GenBank genome assembly. NCBI's taxonomy places the organism in Eukaryota, Fungi, Ascomycota, Sordariomycetes, Xylariales, Xylariaceae.
AUGUCAGGCAACAGAAACUACGACUUUCUAAUCAAGCUACUCCUAAUCGGCGACUCGGGCGUUGGCAAAUCAUGCUGCCUACUGCGAUUCAGUGAAGACUCCUUCACGCCGUCCUUCAUCACCACCAUCGGCAUCGAUUUCAAGAUCCGCACGAUUGAGCUGGAUGGCAAGCGUGUGAAGCUGCAGAUCUGGGACACGGCUGGGCAGGAGCGAUUCCGAACUAUCACGACGGCUUAUUAUCGCGGCGCGAUGGGCAUCCUCUUGGUAUACGAUGUCACAGAUCAAAGGUCUUUCGAAAACAUCCGCACAUGGUUCGCAAACGUAGAGCAACAUGCCACCGAGGGCGUCAACAAGAUCUUGAUCGGCAACAAGUGCGACUGGGAAGAGAAGCGUGUGGUCUCAACAGAACAGGGCGAGGCGCUAGCUCGGGAACUGAACAUCCCGUUCCUCGAAGUCUCCGCAAAGAGCAACAUCAACAUCGACAAGGCCUUCUAUAACCUGGCGGCUGACAUCAAGAAGCGUAUCAUCGACACUUCCAAGAAUGAGCCUGCGGCAUCGUCCGGCGUCAAUGUCUCGCAAGGAGAAGGCAGUGGCGGUCUUGGGAAGUGCUGUUAA